Molecule: messenger RNA, 755 nt
Organism: Moneuplotes crassus
Lineage: Eukaryota; Ciliophora; Spirotrichea; Euplotida; Euplotidae
Source: the annotation of a GenBank genome assembly
GAUUAAUUAUUAUUUAUGUCAAAAAGCAAAUUAACUUUAUAUACGAACGUCUUCUCUCCUUAUUCGAGAACUGUUAUGAACAUCCUCGCCUUGCUAGAGAUAGAGCAUGAGGAGUAUGUCAUCGAUCUGCUGAAUGGAGAGCAGACCUCAGAGUGGUAUAAGAAGAUCAACCCUAAGAUGAAGAUCCCGGCGAUUAAGGAUGGGGAUCAUUGAAUGGGAGAGUCAAUUGACAUUUGUAAGUAUCUUGUGGAGACCAGGAAGCUGAAGACUCCUGCCUGGCCUGUGGACAAUCAGAAGUAAAUUAACAAACAAUGAAAUGGAUUAAUUAAAAUAAAGAAUAGCUGCACAGGAACGUAUUUGAAAGAAAUCUACUAAAGCCUCUAAUUAAAUCAGUUAAUAAAACUAAGAAACUGUCUCUUAUUGGAUGUCUUUUACAGAGUGUAUGAUAAAUUAGAAACUACUCUUAAGCAAAGAAGGACUCAGUUCUUCAACUCUGACGACCAUCCUGGGCUCCAAGACUACCAAUGCUACAAUUUGUUCAGACAAGUGAUUGACAUAGGCUUGGCUAAGCUCGACAAGCACCCUCUUCUUCAGCAGUGGGUGACUGCUUGUGGUAAAGUCCCAAGCAUCGCAGCUGUGAACGUGAAGCUGAACAAGGAAAUGAAGAAAGUGAAGUUUUUAAUGAAGUGGGUGUUGCCUAUAAUGAGAUGCCUCACUUGUAAAUGUUGUUGCUAAGCCAUUUAAGACACUUAAGU